Molecule: messenger RNA, 1115 nt
Organism: Brachypodium distachyon (stiff brome)
Lineage: Eukaryota; Viridiplantae; Streptophyta; Magnoliopsida; Poales; Poaceae
Product: probable calcium-binding protein CML27
Exons: 2
Coding region: 97-660 (187 amino acids)
Molecular function (GO): calcium ion binding
Source: RefSeq, a predicted model, not a curated record
CCACCGUUUCAAGCACUACAAAAAUAUUCGCCGCGUUCUCAAAAGCCUAGUAACCCAGACAGAAAAGGAGAGACAUAAACGCCGCGAACUCAAGCCAUGGACGCCGCCGCUCCCCCAAAGCCGUCCUUGUCCAAGAAGCCCUCGCCGUCGUUCCGCCUCCGCAACGGCAGCCUGAACGCGCUGCGCCUGCGCCGCGUGUUCGACCUCUUCGACCGCAACGGCGACGGCGAGAUCACCCUGGACGAGAUGGCGUCGGCCCUGGACACGCUCGGCCUGGGCGCCGACCGCCCUAGCCUGGAGGCCACCGUGGGCGCCUACAUCCCCGCCGGCGCCGCGGGGCUCGGGUUCGAGGACUUCGAGAGCCUCCACCGCGCCCUCGGCGACGCGCUCUUCGGCCCCAUCGCCGAGGAGGAGGAGCUCCGGAAGGAGGACGAAGAAGGGGACAUGAAGGAGGCGUUCCGGGUGUUCGACGAGAACGGCGACGGGUUCAUCUCGGCGGCCGAGCUGCAGGCCGUGCUCAAGAAGCUCGGCCUGGCGGAGGCGCGGAACCUGGCGGCGGUGCAGGAGAUGAUCUGCAACGUCGACCGCGACCGCGACGGCCAGGUCGACUUCGGCGAGUUCAAGGUCAUGAUGCAGGGGAUCACCGUGUGGGGAGCUUGACGACGGCGCCUGGCCUGGCUUUCGCCCCUCUCCUGUGUCUCAUAUUCUGAAGCACUGGAAGAAGGGGAGACGAGCAAUCACAGGAUCCCUAGACUGCUUCAGGCCUUAAGAUUUGUAGGGUAAUAGGGUUGUGUACUCAUAUUAGUUUCGGUCGUUAAGGAACUGGGUUUUCGGUCAGAAACUCAAGAAUGCAGGUACUGGCUUGUACUUUUAGUAUGUUCUUCUAACUAUGGUGUUGUUACCAUGUAGGUAUUGUGCCUCUGAUGUAUGUACCUUAGUCUGUUAAGCUCUGUGUAUAUCAGAUGUCAAAGAAAAAGAAAAGGCUCUGUGUAUAUCAGAACAUGGGACAUCUGUUUCAUCCUUUUGUUUAUUAAAACUGUAUAAUGUGUUGGAUUUUCCUUGUAGAUUGCCAUAUGUGUUAACUUCCUCUGAUUGUAUGUUUUUUUACAAGAGCA